AUGCUGUGCAGGCCGGUUCGGACGGCCCGGGCACUGGGCAGCCUUGCGCGGCUAUCGCAGACGCGCUCCAUCUCCAGCAAUGCCGUGAUCUUCUCGGGUAUUCAGCCCACCGGCAUCCCCCAUCUGGGGAAUUAUCUCGGGGCUCUUAGACAAUGGGUCAAGUUGCAGAAUGAAGCUGCCUCGGGGGCCAAGCUACUCUACUCCAUUGUUGAUCUACACGCCAUCACGAUGCCGCAGAAUGCGCAGCAGCUUAGGCAGUGGAAAAGAGAAUCUCUGGCAUCGCUAGUUGCUGUCGGAUUGGAUCCUGAGAAGUCAAUUCUCUUCUACCAGUCUUCUAGCAAGCUUUCUCUGUCACAGGACUCAUCUUUCUUGGAUGAGAAGGCAAAAUCAUCACUGAAACUUGGCCUCUUUUCCUACCCGGUCCUCCAAGCUGCCGAUGUGGCAACACAUGUCCCGGUAGGCGAUGACCAGAGGCAACAUCUCGAAUUUGCCCGCGAAUGUGCGACCAAUUUCAACCACACAUACGGCGGCGCGCUUGUGGCCCCGGAGACGAUCUUGUCUCCGGCAAGGCGAGUGAUGUCUCUUCAGCAGCCCACGCAGAAAAUGUCCAAGUCACACGCCGAUCCUCGUUCGCGCAUCGUCCUGACGGACACGCCCGAGGAAAUCCGGAAGAAGGUCAUGUCAGCCCUGACCGACUCCACCAACUCCGUGUCCUAUGACCCAGAGGCCCGGCCCGGCGUGUCCAAUCUUCUCGAGGUGAUCUCCAUCUUUGAUGAAGCCGGGCGCAGUCCUCAGGAAAUCGCACAGGAGCUCGGCGGAGCGAAUUUGCGAGCGCUGAAGGAGAAGGCAGCCGAUGCUAUCAAUGGCGGUCUGAGUAACAUCCGCGAGAGAUACCUUGAAAUGCUCGCCAAGGAUGAUGGCAAGUAUAUAGACCAUGUGGCAGAGCAGGGUGCACGAAAAGCGAGGGCUAAUGCGGAGGAGACGAUGGAAGGUGUACGAGCAGCUGUAGGACUGUAA
Molecule: messenger RNA, 1017 nt
Organism: Phaeoacremonium minimum UCRPA7
Lineage: Eukaryota; Fungi; Ascomycota; Sordariomycetes; Togniniales; Togniniaceae
Product: putative tryptophanyl-trna synthetase protein
Exons: 4
Coding region: 1-1017 (338 amino acids)
Biological process (GO): mitochondrial tryptophanyl-tRNA aminoacylation
Cellular component (GO): mitochondrion; mitochondrial matrix
Molecular function (GO): tryptophan-tRNA ligase activity; ATP binding
Source: RefSeq, a predicted model, not a curated record